Macrobrachium nipponense is the source of this 1279-nucleotide messenger RNA. RefSeq names its product fibrillin-2-like. The record is from RefSeq and is a predicted model, not a curated record. The transcript has 8 exons. Bases 66 to 1004 code for a protein of 312 amino acids. NCBI's taxonomy places the organism in Eukaryota, Metazoa, Arthropoda, Malacostraca, Decapoda, Palaemonidae. Gene Ontology annotation, molecular function: calcium ion binding.
AGAGAGAGAGAGAGAGAGAGAGAGAGAGAGAGAGAGAGAGAGAGAGAGGUUUCCUCUGAAGAGCAAUGAAUUCUGCAACUUUGACUCUCGCUUUUGUCCUGACAGGGGUAAAUAUUGCCCUCUGCCAGGACAGAGGAAAUCUCUUUCGUAAAAUGGAAGAAGUACUACAAAAACAAGAAGCAGUCUUGAACCAGCUGAAUGAAAUGCGAGAGAGACUCGGACACGUUGAAAAGCAUCUUCAAGGGCUUCAUCAGAGCACAAGAGACUGCCUCCAAAGGGAGGACCUGAAGGACUUGAAUACCAUAUCAGCAGCAGAUGAAUGCUCCGACAAAUUUGGCAAUUUUACCUGUCCCCCUGGGUUUGUCCUGAAUGGUCUGCGUUGUGAAGACGUCGACGAGUGCAGCCAAGGGAAGGCCGAGUGCAGCCUCCACGCAACGUGCAAGAACUCCAUGGGCAGUUACACCUGCUCUUGUAACUCCCCUUUCGAGGGAGAUGGACGAACAUGUGACGUCGAUGAGUGCGCCCAAGGCAUAGACGACUGCAGCCCUCUCGCUACAUGCAAGAACUCCAUUGGGAGUUACAGCUGCUCUUGCAACCCACCUUUCGAGGGAGACGGACAAACCUGUGAGUUCUUCUGCAGAAGACCGGCCAAGGUCAUUGAGGGUUUGGGGUGCGUGAAGCUUGUAGGCGGGAGGACGACCUGGGAAGAGACGAGGGACCUCUGCCAGAAGGAGGGAUGGCGCCUCCUGCAGGACUUCGACUUGGAUAGUCUGCAGGAUGUUCGUCAGUCUUUCCAUUAUUAUGGUCCCUGGAUAGGCGUCCACAACGGGAAGUGGACGCAGACUGGAGCAGCAACUCUGAAAGAAGAGCUUUGGGUGCAGGGUUACCGCAUAGACCCCUCGAAGCGCUGUGGGCUCAUCAUUUGGGACUUGACGUCCUCCUCGUUCAAAGUGACCCAAGGUGACUGUUCCGUUGGGCGUUAUGGCUUCUGCCAAGUGAUCUGAUUGCAGAAGUCAACUCUCAGGAAUCUUCUGCUUGGGAAGAUGGAAAAGGACUUCUGGCAUUGUCCGUUUUGUUCGUUUCUGUAGGACUUUUUCUCCAUCCUUGAAGUGAAUAUUGCUCUGCUAGGGAUGAGUGGGGUCCUUACCAGGUACAUAUAUGCUGUAAUAUUCAUUAUGUUAGAAUUCCCUUCAAAUUGUAAUGGCUUACUUUAUUGCUUUCCACUUAUAUAUACUCUGCUACUUGAACAUGUAUAAUACCAUAUGUAUAUAUAUAUAUA